AGAUGCCCGAUCUAAUGGAUCGCCGAGCAACAUCGGCGUCGAUCCCAACAAAUUCGAAAUCUUCAGUGAAACCUCUUCCUAUACCAAAAUUAUCUGAAGGAGGAACACCAAUCGAGUCAGCACUCAAAUCAAAACGUUUCAGUCUUGUACAUAUGCCAUCAAAACAAGAACGACGAGUCACAAUUAGACCGUAUGAAAGCUUCAGGGAAAGGAAAGAAGACAAAAAAGAUUCUAUCACAUUCGGGUACGCUGCUUUGAGCACAAAUGAAGAUGAAUCUAGAAGAGACUUGGAAAUGGAAGACGGGCGGCCUGUCUCACCGUCUCCAUCAAUUUUCUCAAUUUAUGGAGAUGAACCUGGUCCUUCAACGAUUUGUGAGCAACCAGUUGGAGCACAAGCCGACGUUUUUAUUGCCUCCUUAGGCGAAAAAAAGUUGAAUCAAAUCAAGAAAUACCUGGACUCAACGCCUCGUGAAGAACAUAUGUACUUUUUAUGGGUAAAGGAUACGGAAUGCAAUAAGAUAACAGUAAUAUCAAUAAAAACAUUGGAAAAUCACUUAAAGAAUGAUAGUCGUGUGCGGAGAGUAAAAUGGAGGCAUUUAUCAUCUGAAAGAGUUUCCAUUUAUCGAUAUAGUUUGCCUGCGAUCACUUAUGAAAUGAGUUUUAUAAAGUUUAUUAUUCAAGAAAUUUCGAAACUCCAACGUUUUUUUAAUCUCUUCUGAAGGAACAGUAUUAAUAUACACAUGAAGUGGAAGUAUAUAUACUAUAGUGAAACAGUAGAAAACAUUUUUAAAAAUUUAAAAAUUUUUGGUAGAUUUUAUUUAAAAACAAAUCUGAAAUAUCAAUAACGUUUUCGGAGAAUAACCGCUCACAAUAAAAAUUGUAAAUCGUAUAAAGUUUUGUCAGAUAACUUCCAAAAUUUAGAAAAAAAAAUCUGAUGUGGCAAUUCUAUUAUAGAUUAUGUACUUAUUAUUUUUGAUUGAAAUUUAAUGUCAAAAUAUCUUUUUAAAGUUGUUUAAUCUCAAAAUUGUUUUCAUUUCAUUCGACAAGUUUGAAAAAUGUAUGAAAAUUGCCUUGAAUUUUUGAAUUUUUCAUGGCAUUCGUUCAUGACAUUUUUGAGCACUACUUUGCUACAAAAAUUAAAAAUAUUUUCAGAUCAGACACAUUUUUUUCUGUAUAAACAAAAUUUACUUUUUCUAAAACAUGCCAAGAAUUGCUUCACAUCCUUAUUUUUGAAAGAAACACUGUAUGGAAAAAAAUUUCAAAUUCAUAUUCAAAUACUGUUUCAAGUUUUUGACAAAUAACUUCCUUAUUAGUUACAUUCGAUGUUUCUGUCUAGCUCGACAUUUAAAAAACCUUAUUUAUAAGCUAAACUACAAACUAUUGUUUCACUCUGGAAUUAUCAACAUAAACAAAUAUUGAACAUGAUUAGACGAUUGGUUCAAUUUGCAACAUUUCCAGAAAUCCAAAAUGUGUAAAGAAUGUAUGUGCCGUCACAAGAAGCUGUGUCUUCUCCUCGUCUGGCUUGCAUUUGUACUAUUUCUCUGCCUUGUCGUUGUUCUUGGAUCCUUAUCACCAGAUGAUAGAACACAUCCAUUUGCUCAUAAUCAAUCAAGAACAAUUCCACCUCAAUCACUGCUUUUAGCCCAACAACAGCCACCACAUCUUUCAAAUGUUCUUAUGAAUACUUCAUUAGUUGGAUAAUCAAUUCAUAACCCUAUUCUUUUUGUUUUUAUUUACAAAUGUUCUUGUGCCAAUGUGUGGUAAUGAAUUU
This is a messenger RNA of Caenorhabditis elegans, 1771 nucleotides long. RefSeq names its product Ras-associating domain-containing protein (gene H04M03.12). Bases 3 to 719 code for a protein of 238 amino acids. The record is from RefSeq and is marked reviewed. NCBI's taxonomy places the organism in Eukaryota, Metazoa, Nematoda, Chromadorea, Rhabditida, Rhabditidae. The transcript has 4 exons.